Molecule: messenger RNA, 1961 nt
Organism: Sphaeramia orbicularis (orbiculate cardinalfish)
Lineage: Eukaryota; Metazoa; Chordata; Actinopteri; Kurtiformes; Apogonidae
Gene: erlin2
Product: ER lipid raft associated 2
Exons: 11
Coding region: 121-1119 (332 amino acids)
Biological process (GO): SREBP signaling pathway
Cellular component (GO): endoplasmic reticulum; endoplasmic reticulum membrane
Molecular function (GO): cholesterol binding; ubiquitin protein ligase binding
Source: RefSeq, a predicted model, not a curated record
UGCUGACUGAGUUUAAUUGUUACUCAAUGUUGUGACUAAGGAUUUGAUAGCAUCACAACAUGUAAACUCUUAACACUCCAAACUUUUCUCACAUGUCAUCUUUCUUGUGUGUUUGCCAGAAUGGCACAGUGGGGUGCCAUAUUUUCCAUAAUUGCAGCUCUUGGAGGUGCAGCACUUUUAGCCUCUGUGCAUAAGAUCGAUGAAGGACACACUGGAGUUUAUUACAGAGGAGGGGCUCUCCUGACCACAACCAGCGGCCCUGGCUUCCAUCUCAUGCUCCCAUUUAUCACCACCUUCAAGUCUGUUCAAACAACGUUGCAGACAGAUGAGGUGAAGAACGUACCAUGUGGCACGAGUGGAGGUGUGAUGAUUUACUUCGAUCGCAUAGAAGUGGUGAACUACCUCAUUCCUUCAGCAGUCUAUGACAUAGUGAGGAACUUCACGGCAGAUUACGACAAAGCUUUGAUAUUCAACAAGGUUCAUCAUGAGCUCAACCAGUUCUGCAGUGUGCAUUCUCUACAGGAGGUCUACAUUGGCCUGUUUGACCAAAUUGAUGAAAACCUGAAGUUAACGCUACAGACGGAUCUAACGACUAUGGCACCAGGUCUGAUCAUACAGGCGGUCCGAGUCACAAAACCCAACAUCCCAGAAAGCAUUCGCAGAAACUAUGAGCUUAUGGAGAGCGAGAAGACCAAACUGCUCAUCUCUCAACAGACGCAAAAGGUUGUGGAGAAAGAGGCAGAAACCGAGAGGAUUAAAGCUGUAAUCGAGGCUGAGAAAGUAGCUCAGGUGGCAGAGAUCAAGUUUGGACAGAAGAUCAUGGAGAAGGAAACAGAAAAGAAGAUCUCUGAAAUUGAAGACGGUGCUUUCCUGGCUCGGCAGAAAGCCAAAGCAGACGCAGAGUUUUACACGUCACAGAGAGCAGCAGAGGCCAAUAAGCUGAAGUUAACACCAGAGUAUCUGCAGCUGAUGAAGUACAAAGCCAUCGCAGCCAACAGCAAGAUCUACUUUGGGAACGAAAUACCCCACAUGUUUGUGGACUCUGGGUCUGCAGGCAGCUCCUUCAAGGCCUCCGCCGCCAUGGACAUUGUUGGUGAGCAGAUGCUGGACCUGGAUUAGCGAAUGAGGACCAAAGGAGGAAGGUAGCAGGAAUCAAAGGGGCCGACCAGGAGCGGUGGAGUCGCUGCUGGACGACUGGUCCUCCCUCUGGCCUGAAGAAGCUCUGCUGACCAGGGCUCGUAUUUCUCAAACGUCUCAUAAUCAGCAAUAGAAAUGCACUGAAAGUUCGACUAGGAUGCAAAACCCUUGAAAAUCAAAGCAGGACCUCAGGAUUUGUUAUGUGUUCUUAUAGAGAACAGACUUACAUAGACAUAUAACUGUAAUGUAGGAAAAAGAAAGAUGAUUUUAAAAAAGUAACAGUUAAGGGGAGAAAGCAACAACCCAGCAUCUAAUCCUCCUUGAACGCUGAUACUGUGUCAUCAGUUUAAGUUGGUUUCAUUCAACAAGUCAAGAAAAGGCUAAAAUGUUUUCUAAUAAUACUCUCUGGCAGGGAGAUGCAGCAAGUAAACUUUAGUGUCAGUUGUCGGAGCAGCUGCCUUCCAACAAAUUAAUUAGACCUGUUAUAAUUCAUCACAUAUGUUUAAACAGAAACUGAUGUGUUUAACAACAUCUGUGGAGGAAAAGGAAAGUGGUGUAGUUGUCCAAACCCUGGAGGAGGAAAGAUGGGCCUUUUUUAUUAAGAUUUAAUAUAGAUAAUUAAAUGUCAAUAUUAUGCUGCCAAGGGGAAGAUUUAAGUUUAUGUUAACAAAAAAAAAAAAAAAAAAAAAAGUUAUGCAUUCGCUCUGAUUUGCUUGAAGAAUACGGGCCCUGAUUUGAAAAUGUCACUGUAGGGAAACACAGGGAUGAUGAAUGUACUGUGUGGUAGCUCUUAGCUUUUAUAACAGCACUCUAUUUGUUUUAUC